Messenger RNA from Sitophilus oryzae (rice weevil), 705 nucleotides. RefSeq lists its product as uncharacterized. The transcript has 5 exons. NCBI's taxonomy places the organism in Eukaryota, Metazoa, Arthropoda, Insecta, Coleoptera, Curculionidae. The record is from RefSeq and is a predicted model, not a curated record. Bases 56 to 685 code for a protein of 209 amino acids.
UAAGCUGUUCACAAUUUGACAAAACACACAAAACGCAACUGAUGUCGAUAAAAUAAUGCAUAUUUGCGGUCACUUGUACUCACAUUUAUUAAACUAUUGGCAUAAAUCUAAAUGGGUUGUUUUUAUGAUAAUCUGUUUUGUUCAAGAAAUUUACACAUACAAUGUAACAAAUUGGAAGUAUCAUUUCCCAGAAGAGUCUGGAAUGGGGUUGUACGCAGCUGUUGCAUGGCCACUCACAGAUAUAAAUAUUGAUGUUUUUGGUGCAGUAUUUUUUGAAGCUUAUUAUUCAUUACCUGAUAAUCAGACCACUUAUGAAUAUCCUCCAGUGAUUGCUGUGAGAUCAUUUGGAAGAAAGUUAGUAUACGACACGUUGGAAACAAAAUUAAACUCAAAAGGUUAUCCAGGUAAAGCGUGCCUCUUAAGAAGCAUCUGCGAGGCGGCAUCCUAUUCUAUGCAACACUUGAACGGAGUUCUAGGAGAUUUAUUUCACAUCCUAUUAACACCUUCGACGACCAACGAUACCAAUGAGGAUUAUUUCUCGGAAUAUUGGGAAGCAGAAGAAACUGGCAGUAAGACACAAAAUUGUGAACAAUAUAAUAGCUGCCAUGUUCUUCUGGUAAUGUGUAAACUCCAGUCAUCGCUACGCUACCUUCCACUACUUCUGGCAUUUUCGUACCCACCGUGAUGGGAACCAUUUCAUGGCCC